Molecule: messenger RNA, 402 nt
Organism: Theileria orientalis strain Shintoku
Lineage: Eukaryota; Apicomplexa; Aconoidasida; Piroplasmida; Theileriidae
Exons: 1
Coding region: 1-402 (133 amino acids)
Biological process (GO): proteasome assembly
Cellular component (GO): cytoplasm; nucleus
Source: RefSeq, a predicted model, not a curated record
AUGGACAAUAACAGUUUUUCGCAUUUAAACAUUGAUUUAAACUCGUUUCCUAACAGUUUUCUUGACAAUUUUGAGAACGAUAAUUCUGACUUAAAGUUGCAUAACAUACAUCCUAUUAAUAAUAUAGACCACAACCACCUAAAGAAAUCGGUAGCAGAGAGUUAUGCCAGGAUUUCCAGGUGUUUCGGCUCUCAGGAAACCCUCAAGAUGUCGAUCGAACGCAACAUGUGCUCCCAGGCAACCAGGCUUCCUGGGAUGAAGAGCAGCAUGCUCUCACUUGAGAUUUUAAUGGAUGAGCUGGACACUUUACACAAUUAUGACUACAUGAACGACGAGAAGCCAUCCAACGAGUUUGGAUUGGGUGGAAUCCAUUCACACAUUGAGAACAAGAUGAACCUGUGA